This is a messenger RNA of Rotaria sp. Silwood1, 2730 nucleotides long. Lineage: Eukaryota; Metazoa; Rotifera; Eurotatoria; Philodinida; Philodinidae. The record is from the annotation of a GenBank genome assembly.
AUGGCAGCAACAAUGUUGGAUAAACCAUUAGGUGAUCUACGACGAGAAAUAGCUGAUCUUCGUCAAUUAAAUAUAUCACGUGAUUAUGAUAUUAAUAAAUUAGGUACAAUUAUAAAUUUAUCAAGAAAUUCAUUACGAGAAACUGAAAUCUAUCAACAACAACUUUUACAACAAUUGCAACAAUUUGAAAUAUCAUUAGCAGAUAUUAAUCAAAUUUUACGAGCAAAUAUGAAACAAAAAGUACAACUUGAGCAACAACAACAACAACAAGAAUCAGAUAAUGAUAUUGAGAUACGUGCUAAACUAAUGACACUAAAUGCUGAAGCACUUGAAUGUCGUGCAGCCGCUGUACAAUUACAACAAGAAGCAAAAAUGGCAUUAAUUAAAGCAGCUGAAAUUGAAAAACGUGCUAAUGAUGAAUUAGCUCAACAAGCACAUGAAAUGAAAUUAAAACAACAAGAAAUAGAACGAGAUCGAGCUGCAGAACUUGAACGACGCGUACAAUUAGAAGAAGAGCGACAACGAUUGAAUGAACUUCAGCUUCAACAACAACGUGAACAACAACAAAAAGAACGUCUGUUAGCGACAACAAAAACACAACAACAACAAGAUGCGUAUGCUAGUUGGAAAGAACGCGAUUUCAUGAAUAAUGAUCAAUAUCCUCAAUGUAUUUUUCGAUUGCCACCAAAUGCUCUUUCAAUUCCAAUUGAUGUAACAUUUCUUAAAGUUUCUGAAACAGAAAAUUUACUAGACAAUCAAGAAGAACUUAUAAGUACACCAUUAGAAGCAUAUCAACAACAAGCUAUUGUAAUUGCUAUACCUUAUAUUAUUAAACGAUCAACUCAUCGAGAAAAUGUAAUAAAAAUUCGUCAAUCAAAUGGUAUAUGGAUAUCGAUUGAUACAAAAGAAUCAGUAUUUGAUUCAUAUAAAGAAAAACGUUUUGUUGAAUGUAAAUUAAAUCAAUCAGCAUCAUGUGCAGUUGUAUCACGUUUAAAACGUGAUACAGUUCUUAUUAAUAAAAAAUCAUCUGGUCGAUUUUUAUCAAAUGCUGAUCCUCGUUUAACAAUACAAUGGCCGAAGAAUGUUUGUUCAACAGAUUUUCAUAUAAAUCUUCGUGUUCUACCUGUUGAUCUACCAACAUUUACACAAUUUUCAAAGAAUUUUUCAAAUGAAUGUCAUGGUUUAUUAGCUGUUGGACCAAUAAUUGAACUUCAUUAUGAUGAUAUUACUUUACUUAAACCAAUACAAUUUACAUUACCCAUUCUUGUACAAACUAAAAAGAAAGUCAUACCAACUAAACCAACUACUUUAGAAUCUCAAACAUCUCAACAAACGACACCAAAUCAACCAUCACAACAAGAAAUUAUUUUACAACAACAACAAUCUAUUUUUAAAUCUUUACUUGGUGAAGAUUUAAGUAAUGAACGUCUUGUUCUUCUUUAUUCUAAUCAUAAUGAAAAUAUGUGGCAUAUUGAUACAAAUGUUAGUCUUAUUGAUUCUAAAAUUCAUGAUAUUAUAACAACCGAUAUACAAUAUUUACAUAGUCGAAUGAUUAUUGCUCGUUAUGAUAAACAAUUUAUAUCAACAAAACAAUUACCAACAACAAUUAAUUUACUUGAACAAUCACUUAAUCAGCGUUCUGUUUCAUUAAUACUUCGUCGUCGUUUAUCAAAUCCAAAUGAAAUAUGUUUUGUUUGUUGUUCAAAUCAACGCAUACAAACAAUUGAUAAUGACCUUCAACAAGAAAAUUUUGUUGAUGACGAAGAACAAUCUAAGCGACUUAUUUUACAAGAAGGACAAUUAUUAGAAUUACGUUUUCGUGGUAAUGUUCUACCUCUUGAAUAUAAUCAACAAUCAUAUCCAUUUGCAUUUAAUACGUAUUUUCCAUUUUACUUUCAAACAAAUGUUUGUGAAAUCGAUAAAUAUUCUCAACAUUUGUCACCAUUUUUUUAUGGUUUUGUACAAAUAUUUGCUAAAGAAAAAAUUUCAAAACCUAUUACGAAAGAACUUGACAAGAAAAAACAACAAUUAGAUAUAAUGAAACAAGAAUUGCAUGAAACAGAUGUUUGUUUAGCAGAAUUAGUUAUUCGGUUACCGAAACCACGUGAAGGAAUUCGAAUACCUACUCCAAAAACAUUGACAACAUUUACUGGUGAAGGAAUUUUAACUCCAGUACUUUUUCAUGAAAUAUCAGCAAGUUUAGAUGGUAAUCAAUGGCAUCGAUUAGCACGUCGUUUAGGUAUGUCACGUAUACGUAUUGAAGCUAUUGGACAUGAAUAUCAAGAUGAUGCACCUUAUUAUAUGUUACUUACAUGGUUUAAACGUGCACCACGUUCAGUUGAUAAAGAUUUAUUAUUAAUUCAUGGACUAAUGAAUAUAAAUCGAUGGGAUAUAGCACAAGAAUUGCAAUUAAUGAAAGAGGCUAAACGUCAAGAACAAGACAUAUCUUCAAAAGAAGAUCAAAUAAAAAUAUUAAAUGUGGCAUUUAAUCGUAUUUGUCAGCAUGAUGAAUGUGUUCGUAUGUGGAAACAAAUAGCAGGAGAAUUAAUGUUAAAUAAUGAAGAUAUUCAACAUAUUGAAGAACAAUAUUUAUCACAACAAGAACGAUGUUUAAGAAGUUUAGAACAAUGGGCUUCAAAUGAUAGUCGAGCUGAUAUUACAAGUUUAUCUCGUAUAAUAAGAUCACUUGGUUUCAAGUCUCUUAGUCGUGAACUUGACAAUAUGGCAUAA